Cajanus cajan (pigeon pea) is the source of this 1863-nucleotide messenger RNA. Lineage: Eukaryota; Viridiplantae; Streptophyta; Magnoliopsida; Fabales; Fabaceae. The record is from RefSeq and is a predicted model, not a curated record.
AUAUGGUUUUUCCCCCUUUGCAGACACAUUCAGUCAUUGCAUAGCUUACAUAAUGCAAUCAGUUCACAACUUGUAGCUGCAGAAAAUCUCUCUGAGUGCCUUUCAAAACAGAUGUCAGCAUUGAGUUUAAGAUCUCAAACUGAGGAAAGGAAGAAUGUUAAGGAGCUGUUUGAAACAAUAGGAAUUCCAUACGAUGCUGCAUUUGGCUCUCCUGAUAUGAAAGGUUAUAUGAAGACUCCUCCUAGUAAGAAGAUCAUGUUUUCUGAUUUGACUGCUAAUAAAGAUCAAUCUAGGAGAAAUCACGCCAGUGUGAUGAAGAGUUGUGAACCAGAAUCUGCCAGGAGGAGAAGAGACUCACUUGACCAGAGUUGGACCUGUUUUGAGCCUCCUAAGACUACCAUUAAAAGGAUGUUACUGCAAGAACUUCAGAAACUGAAUAGGAACGAAUCAUUAAUUUCAAUGAAUAAAGAAAAUAAAGUUUCCACAUUGCAGGAAUCCGUUCCUCGUCAAAUAGAUGACAGAAUUCCUUCAAUUGUCUUCCCUGCGUCUAAAAUGAAAGCAAGCAUUCUGGAUUCUCAUCUUGAACUUGAAAAGGUGUCACAAAACUCGAAGGCAUUUAUAUCUGCUGACAGCAACCAAGUACCCACUCAGUUUUCAGAGUCCAAGUCUAGUAUUUUUCAGAAAAACAAUAGUUUAGUCAUUCCCGCACAGCCUGCAUUCCGUUUGUCACCUACAGUGGCGCAUGGUCAUUCCACAGAAGCUAAACAUGCUGAAAAAUCAACUGUUCAAAAGUUUGAUAUAAUUUCAAAUAGUGAAAAUAAGCCUACUCUGCAUUGGAAAAUGCCUCAACAAUCCUCAAUCUCUACCUAUUCAACCACAGAAACACCUUCAAUGCUGAUUAAAUCUGUUGAAUUGCCCAUUACAAAUACUAAAAUGACUACGGCUGCAAGUUCUACAACCAGGGGCAAAUUUUCAAGUGCAUUUACUCCCGAGUCUAGGAGAAAAGACCUCCCAUCCUCCGAGUCACACUCAUCCGCUAUUUGUGCACCUUCAACCUUCGUUGAAAAAGUUACCGAGUUCGAUGUAGAUAAAAGUUUGCCCAAAGAAAAUAUCCCAUCAGUGCCCACAUUUAAAUCUCUGUUUUCUCCAACUCUUAAAACAUCUUCCUCUUCAUUGUCGUCAUCUGUCUCAUCUGCAGCAGUGCCUCCAGUUGUGGUGUCCGUGACAUCAACCAGUUCGUUGACUAGUUUAAAUGCCAAUACAGAUUCUAAUCAUGUAUCAUCUUCACCAUCAACAUUUCUUCACUUAUUUAAUCAGACACCUAAAGACACGGUGUCACCUAACCUACCUGGCUUGAAGUCAACUGUAGACUCACUCAAGUCAGAAAUUCAACCAGUUGCUGCGCUUAAAUCAGAUAUUCGACCAGCUACUGUACCUAAAUCAGAUAUUCAACCAGCUGCCAUAUCUAAUUCAAAGACCGAUUUAGAUGGUGCUGAAGCAGUCACUCAGCUAAAAGAACCUCUAAAUGGUGCAUCUGAAUUAAUGCUUGGACCUACAAGAAAAAUCGGUCCUACUAACAAUCAAUCUUCCAACAAUAUAACAAGUUCUGAUCUCAAUGCUGUCUCUGUUUCUCAAGCAGCACAGCCUUCUGAAGCUCCGCAGCUUUCAACUUUCCUUCCUCCUGCUAGUGUUUCAAGUGGAAAAAAUGAGGGUUUGGAUGUUGGAAUCACGUAUGAGGAUGAGAUGGAAGAAGAAGCUCCUGAGACAAGUAACACAGCUGAACUUAAUUUGGGAAGUCUUGGUGGGUUUGGUAUUAGCUCAAGCCCCAACCCAUCAAUGCCCAAGUCAAAUCCUUUUGGAUAA